Pundamilia nyererei is the source of this 2921-nucleotide messenger RNA. It is a transcript of the gene cdhr1a, whose product is annotated as cadherin-related family member 1a. Bases 88 to 2700 code for a protein of 870 amino acids. Gene Ontology annotation, biological process: homophilic cell-cell adhesion. Lineage: Eukaryota; Metazoa; Chordata; Actinopteri; Cichliformes; Cichlidae. Gene Ontology annotation, cellular component: plasma membrane. The transcript has 17 exons. Gene Ontology annotation, molecular function: calcium ion binding. The record is from RefSeq and is a predicted model, not a curated record.
UAGCCUUCUCCAGUUGCCAGAGAACACCUUGAGAAGUGUAGCUCAUGUAGAGGUCUCUUGACGAAGCCGUCUUCAUGGUGCGAUUUCAUGACUUUAUUCUUUAGGAUGAAGCAUGUAAGGAUACCACAUUUGCUACUACUGUUUGUGUUUGUGCAUGCCUGCUUUGCACAAGCAGAUUUUGCUCCAUAUUUCUACGACAAUGGACCCUACAGUUACAAUGGAAACCUGGCCUUGUUCAGCCUCUCAGAGGACACUGCUGUUGGUACACAAAUUUAUCGUCUUAAUGGCACAGAUCCUGAAGGCCAAGAGGUGAGGUACGGCCUUUCCUUUGAUCCAGGGUCCAAAGAGUACUUCAGGGUCGACCCCAAAUCUGGAAACAUUACAUUAGUAGAAAAGCUGGACAGAGAGAAACAAGACUCUAUUGAUGUUCUUGUCAGCAUCACUGAUGGGCAAAGCAAGGUUGUGGAAAGAGUGACAAUAUUUGUAAUGGAUGCAAAUGAUGAAAAGCCUGAAUUCCAAAACAUGCCUGCGAUCAUUGAUGUACUGGAAACAACAGAGUCUGGAAGCAGUAUCUACAAAGUUGAGGCAGUGGACAGAGACACAGGCUCAGGGGGCUCGGUCACCUACUACCUACAGAGUGCUCAGUCCACUCUGUUUGCCAUCGACAGACACAGUGGAGUCCUUCGUGUCAAAUCUGGAGAAAUGCUGGACUAUGAGAAAGCAAAGACACACUUUGUCAUUGUUAUUGCAAAGGAUGGUGGUGGUAGCUUUAAUGGGAAGGAGCAGUUUAUGUCCUCCUCUGCUACCCUGACAAUCAAUGUGAUUGAUGCUCAAGACACUCUGCCAUCUUUCAUUGGGACUCCCUACUUUGGCUAUGUUUACGAAAUCUCAGUGCCAGGAUCUGAAAUAUUCACUGUUGAGGCCCGAGAUGGUGAUGUGGGGAACCCAAAUCCAGUCCGUUAUUCAUUCGAUGAUGGUGAUGACGGUGUUUUUAGUAUCAAUAAAACAAGUGGUUGCAUCACCCUGUUGACUCUCCCCAUUUAUCUGAAGAGAGAAAUCUUCAACAUUAAAGUCAGGGCUUCAGAAGUAAGUCCCGAAGGCAGACUCAUGGACUAUGAGGUCACCACAGUGGUGAUCCGUGUUGUGGACCUAAAUAACAAUCCGCCUACUUUCUACGGAGAGGACGGCCCACAGAGCACGUUUGAGUUGACCAUGUAUGAGCAUCCACCCGAGGGAGAGAUCCUCCGGGGGCUGAAAAUCACCGUCAAUGACUCUGAUCAGGGUGCAAAUGCUAAAUUCAACCUGAGACUGAUUGGACCAGGAAGAAUGCUGCGAGUUGUCCCUCAGACUGUACUCAACGAGGCCCAAGUCACAAUCUUAGUAGAAGACUCUGCUGCCAUGGACUAUGAGAAAUACCACUUUCUAACAUACAAGCUCCUUGCGGUUGAGAUCGACACACCAGAGAAAUUCAGCGCUACAGCGGACAUCGUCAUUCAUCUCCUGGACACCAAUGACAACGCUCCCAAAUUCUCUUCAGAUUACUACAUUGCCAGAAUUCCAGAAAAUUCACCCGGUGGCUCCAAUGUGGUCACAGUCACGGCAUUUGACCCAGACUCAGGACCUUGGGGUGAAGUGAAGUACUCUAUCUAUGGAUCAGGGGCUGAGCUGUUCCUGAUCAAACCUGACUCUGGGAUCAUCUACACACAGCCGUGGGCAAGCCUGGAUGCUGAGGUCAGGUCCAAGUAUAACUUCUAUGUGAAGGCAGAGGACACAGAGGGGAAAUACAACCUGGCUGAAGUCUUUGUGACUGUGUUGGACUUGAAUGACCACUCUCCUGCUUUCUAUGAUAACUUCCUUGAGAAGACCAUGGUGAUUGGAGCUCCAGUGAAAAUAGAGGCUGUGGAUGAUGAUGCAGAGGUCCCCAACAACGUUAUCGAGUAUGCCAUCAUGAAAGCUGAGCCAGAAAACAAUAUCUUUGACAUUAACGCUGACACAGGCGAGAUCAUGCUGAAGUCCUACAUCAAGUCAAUGGCCAUCAUUCAGAACAUCACCAAGAAGAGAGACUGCACCUGGUCGCUGGUGGUGCAGGCCCGUGACCGAGGCCAUCCAUCCCUCACCACCACCGCCGUCGUCAAGAUUGACAUCACUGAAGCUACUCAACUCAAAGGGGGGCCUUUGGGAUCAUUUUUAAUGCAGAAUAGAAACAAGCCUUUGCAAAUCCUAGGUAUGCUUGCUGGUAUCAUUAGUCUCAUGAUCAUAGUGACAGUCCUCAUCUCCACCGCAACAUUCAUGCGCAACAAAAAGUCCAACCGGAUCCUGCCCAAUCGCCGUGUGAAGAGAAGGCCGAAGACACAGCACACCUGGCUUUUUAAAAACCCCUUAAAGAGACCCGAAAGGAACGAACAGAAAUUUAAGGUUAAAGAGGAAGAGCGGGAACCAGAGGUAAUCGUGGAGAAUGUCAACCACAACAACAAUGCUGGCAGGAUUUUGAGACAGUGGCCACCGCCACCGCCACCCUGUGCACCUCCACCAGCUUUUUGCCUCCCGGUGGAGAGGCAGUGGGUCAUUCCCACAGUCUCAGCAACCGUGGCACCCAAACCUCUAAAGAAGGCAGUGGUGACCAGGCAGGACUCUGUGAGCAAAGCGCUGGUUUCAGAGCUCAAGAUGAGGCUGGAGCAGAAGAGAAAGUCAGAUCAUUAACACUAUUUAAUCAAGGUUCUAUUUUUACUCUCAGACCUGAGGCCAUCUCAAGAACUUAGAAAGGACAGACAAUCAGACAGAGUUUCGUUAAGUCCUGUGUGAUGAUAAAAAGCUCCAGAGCAGCCAGCAAAUGAACCUGAAGGUGGGAUUGUUCGGUAGACUGAUGCUUUCAUAACCUACAUGAACAGUGCUUUGUGUGUGUGUGUGUGUGUGUGUGUGUG